Messenger RNA from Nelumbo nucifera (sacred lotus), 519 nucleotides. NCBI's taxonomy places the organism in Eukaryota, Viridiplantae, Streptophyta, Magnoliopsida, Proteales, Nelumbonaceae. The record is from RefSeq and is a predicted model, not a curated record.
AUGGAGUUGGGUUUCAACUUGGGAGACGCCUCCAACGCUUUUGCUUUUGCGGACAAGAGUCAUAAGCUUAGCGCCAAAGAUCUAGGGUUUUGCGUGGGCUUAGGUGUUGGGAUUGUUAACGGUAAUUCUGAGGCGGGUUCAACGGGUCACCUAGGGGCAACGACGAGAGGGUUCGACGUCAAUCGGUUGCCCGCAGCAAAGGAUGCUAAUGAUGGGAACGCAGUUUCUUCUCCCAAUUGUACUGUUUCUUCAUUUCAGAUGGAUUUUUCCAUUUAUAGAGGCGGUAGUGGAGGCAACAAGAGAGAUGCAGAAGCUUCAGGAAAUGAAGUUGAGGCGGAGAGAGCGUCCUCAAGAGCCAGUGACGAGGAGGAGAACGGCCUAACUAGGAAGAAGUUGAGACUCUCCAAAGAACAAUCUACCUUUCUCGAAGAAAGCUUCGAGGAACAUAAUACUGUUAACCCGUUUAAGCUUCAAAGCAAUAUUACGGGCUAUGCCAUGCUGGCCCGUAGGCCAUCAUGA